Molecule: messenger RNA, 1245 nt
Organism: Thecamonas trahens ATCC 50062
Lineage: Eukaryota; Apusomonadida; Apusomonadidae
Exons: 2
Coding region: 44-1048 (334 amino acids)
Molecular function (GO): protein dimerization activity
Source: RefSeq, a predicted model, not a curated record
CUUCUCGCGCCCCGCGUCCCGUUUGUCGCUCCCCCUUUGCCCCAUGUCGUCCAACGCCCCCGUACCGAACACACCUGCCUUCAACCCGCAGCAGUACUACCAGCAAGUGUACAUGCAGCAGCUUCAGGCGCAGAUGGCUGCGGCCCACGCGGCCCACAUGGCGCAGACCGGCCGGGCGAGCGAGACCAACUCGUCGGCGGCGGCGCCGGCGGCAGCGCGGCCGGGCGAGCCGCAGAUGCAAGCCCUCUCUGCCGCUGCGCAAAUGCAGGCCAUGCAGCUUGCGGCGCCGCUUAUGGUGUCGAUGGCCAACGCGGCGCAGGCCGCGCAGGUCCAGCACGAGCGCAAGGGCAAGGUCCGCAACACUAGCCGCCGCGAGCGCGCGUCCAAGGCCGCGCCCUACACCACCUCGGGCCUCCAGCCGGGCCGCAAACUCUCGAUGGCGCCACUCGAGCCCGAGACGGCCCAGGCGGCCACGUCGGCGCUGAUGGACCAAAAGUCGCGCCGCGAGUACCACAAGCGUGCCGAAAAGAAGCGCCGGCUCAAGAUCAACGAGCUCGUCCAGCAGCUCCGCUCGCUGCUGCCGAACCCGUCCAAGGUCGCCUUCCAGAAGCCGACCGUCUUCCAGCACGUUGCCAACUAUGUCAAGGCGCUCAAGGCCCACCGCACGUUCCUCGAGGACGAGCUGGCACGGACAACCGAGAUUGUCCUUGACGUCCAGACUGCCCUCAACGACCGCAACGACUACACCAUCCGCAACGCAUUCGAGGCUCAGAACAUGGAGCUCAACGACCGCAUCGUCGAGUUCAAGCCCUCGCUUGCCCGCAACCCGGACAUCGACUACAACCGCUCGCCCUCGCCCGAGGAGACCAAGAACAACCCGACGGCCCUGCUCCGCAAGGCCAAGUACUCGGCCGUCAGCUCGGCUGCCGCCGCACGCCUCGCUCGCGGCCGCCCCACUGCUCGUACCCCGGUCUCCACCCCACCCAACGGCUCUGUCUCGGCGCUCGACACCCUCUCCUCCGCUGCCGAGGCCUCGUCGGCCUCUUAACUGUCUUUGGACCUCCCGCGUCCGCCUCCGCCUCCCACUCUCCUCCCUGGUUACAGUGCGCCUCCGAAUUGCGUCUCUGGCCAGGUGAGGCUCAGUUGGGUUUCUUUCCUUUGAUGGUGCCAUCAUCAGCGCACGUGCCCCCUUCUGUUACCUUGUGCAGCGAUAUUGAAGCUUCCAACCCCCCCCCCAACCCCCCC